UAGGUCAGAAAAAAAAAGAACCCAAUAUUUUCAGAAGAAUCGUCAAGUAGUCAUGGGGAUAUGCAAACCGAAACAGUUUACAUUUCUAAUAACGACGAAAUACAUAUUCACAUCGACGAGAAUCAUCAGCACAUCAUAAUCUGAUACAGAAAUGGAUCCAGACAUUUCUGUAUCAGAUUCAUCAAGCAACAAGGAGGAUAUGCUAACCGUAAGCGAUGGCGGAUCUGAUAACGACGAAAUGGACAUUUGUGAUGAGGACAUAAAUUCAAAAUCUGACACUGAAAUGGAUCCAGCCCUUCCAGAAAACUGGGACAGUCAAAAUAAGGAUGUGGAAUCUGAACUGGCCUCAAUUACUCCAACUACUCUACAAAAGCCGCGUCGCAUUAAACAGAAGAUAGUAUUAUUACACGGUCAACGCUUCACUUUAUUUGACGAAUCCGAUACAGAUGAGCCAGAGAGUCAAAAAGAAGACGUGAAAUACCAGGCCAAUAACGAAGUCCACACUGACAAGGAUGAGAUUGGUAACAAAGGAGACUUGGCUAAGACGACAGAUUCUGAUCAUGACCAAGUCUACGUUAUUAGUGACGAAUCUGAUACAGAAAUGGAAGAGUCUCUGAGUCAAAAAGGAGACGUGAAAUACCAGGUCAAUAACGAAGUCCACACUGACAAAGAUGAGAUUGAUAACCAAGGAGACUUGUCUAAGACAACAGAUUCUGAUCAUGACCAAGUCUACGUUAUUAGUGACGAAUCUGAUAUAGAAAUGGAGCCUCCAAAAGAGUCUGUGAGUCAAAUAGAAGGCGUAACAUACCAGACCAAUAACGAAAUCCACUUUGGCCAGUAUGAAACUGGUAAAGAUAAAAAAAACUCGAUGUCUAAAACUUUUUUUAACCAUGACCAAGUUUAUAUUAUUAGUGACGAAUCUGAUACAGAAAUGGAAGAGUCUCUGAGUCAAAAAGAAAACGUGAAAUACCAGGCCAAUAACGAAGUCCACACUGACAAAGAUGAGAUUGAUAACAAAGGAGACUUGCCUAAGGCAACAGAUUCUGAUCAUGACCAAGUCUACGUUAUUAGUGAUGAAUCUGAUAUGGAAAUGGGACCUCCAAAAGAGUCUGUGAAUCAAAUAGAAGGCGUAACAUACCAGACCAAUAACGAAAUCGUCUUUGGCCAGUAUGAAAUUGCUAAGAUUAAAUCAAAGCCGAUGCUGGAAAGCUUUGGUUUUAAACAAGGCCAAAUUUAUAUUGUUAGUGAUGAAUCUGAUACUGAAAUGGACCCUUCAAAACAGUCUGCGAGUCAUUUAGAAGACGUGAAAUCUAAGACCGAUAACGUCCACACUGACAAGCAUGAAAGUGAUAACGAAUGUAAACGAGACAAGCGUAAACAACGUUUAGAUUUUACUGUUCCACUUGAUCCGAUAUUGAAGAUACCUAUUAAACAUCCGCUAAGAAGCUCCGUAUGCAAUCAUGUGUUUGAGCGCCAUUCAAUUAAGAACCACAUUAAAAUCAUGAAGCUCAAAAAUAAACCAGCGUGGUGCCCAUACAUUGGAUGUCAGACACAAUUCUCUUCAAAGAGGGAUUUGGUCAAAGAUAGAAAAUUAAAGAAGAAAAUCGCCAAGUAUACGGCUCAGUUAGAAAAACAUUAGGUAUUUCGUUGUAUUUUACUAUUAAGCUGGUGAAGCUUUAUAAUUUUUGAAAUAAAAAAAUUACACUUC
Messenger RNA from Aethina tumida (small hive beetle), 1708 nucleotides. Its product is annotated as protein starmaker-like. The coding region runs from base 152 to 1639 and encodes 495 amino acids. Lineage: Eukaryota; Metazoa; Arthropoda; Insecta; Coleoptera; Nitidulidae. Gene Ontology annotation, molecular function: zinc ion binding. The transcript is spliced from 2 exons. The record is from RefSeq and is a predicted model, not a curated record.